AUGUGGUAUCAGCUAGAACCUACACAAGCACACAUUGCAUAUGUCCUAAUUGGAGCCGUUUCUGUGAUUUUUUCCCUGGUGUCCCUUGUAUUCAAAGAGCAGCUUUUCAUUGGAGAGGCUAUCGUGGGGACGUUCUUUGGCUGUGUCGUUGGUCCUCAUGUCUUGAACUGGUUCAAUCCAUCGCACUGGACCAAUAAUGUGGAUAAUCUCACGUUCGAGCUGUCGAGGCUGAUACUGGUGAUUCAGUUGUUUGCUACCGGGGCAGAGCUCCCUCCGAAAUAUAUGUGGAAACAUGUUCGGUCGCUCAACUUGGUCCUCUUUGGGGCCAUGAUUUACGGGUGGCUGAUACUUUCGCUUUUUGUGUGGCUGAUCUUCCAGAGUGUUGGCCUCAAUUUCAGCGACUCUUUGCUGGUGGGAUCCACGUUUGUCGCAACAGACCCUGUCCUAGCAGCAGCCAUCGUUGGCAAGAGCAAGUUUGCAGAGCGAAUCCGUGCUGACGUAAGAAACUUGAUCCAAGCCGAGUCUGGGUCGAACGACGGUCUUGCGUUCCCCUUCGUGACGCUCUCAAUAAACCUUAUUCUUAACAGGCCCGAUAAUACGCAUGCGGGCAGGAUCGUGAAGGACUGGAUUCUCGUGGGUAUUUUGUAUCAGUGCGCAUUUGGAGUUCUCUUUGGUAUCGUUAUUGGUAGCUUGGGCAGAUACUCUUAUCUUUUCUCUCGCAAACAGCGCUGGAUUGAUAACGAGUCGUCACUGGUAUUCUACGUUGGCCUGUCGCUAAUCAUUACCGGGCUGGCAUCGAUCUUGGGCUGCGACGACUUGCUAGCUUCUUUCUCUGCAGGAUGCGCCUAUAGCUGGGGUGGACAAAUAGAUUUCGAGCUACAGCCCAGCGGUGACGAGCAUACAGAUUCAGAGCCUUUGCGCUUCUCGAGCAUUGUUGAUCUGCUUCUCAACACGGCAUACUUCGUUUACGUGGGCUCAAUUCUUCCCUGGAAUGAGUACUCCCCAUAUGCAGGUAAAUUGGUGGCUCUGGGCGUCGUUUUCGUGUUUCUUUCCAGAAUCCCUGUCAUGCUUCUUCUGCAGUACAUUACACCAGACAUCCGUGACUGGAAGGAUGCUCUCUUUAUUGGCCAUUUUGGUCCCCGAGGAGUCGGCUCUAUUUUCUGCUGCCUGUUGGCCAAACACCUGCUAGAAACCCGGUCUACAGACCCUUCUUCACAUGAAACCCUCCUCAAAACUAUGUGGCCAAUAACUACGUUUAUUGUUGUGGUUUCUGUUGUCGUCCACGGCUUUUCAAUCUGCUGCUUCACCGUCUACUCCACAGCAGUUAAAGUCCGGAUUGAACGACAAACUACGCCAGAGUCUAUGAACUCUGUUGAGCCUGCCAACAAGCCAGCCUCCUCCACUCGUCGUCGAAUGUCCAAGCUGCGGGUUGUGCAACCAAUUGCAGAUGACCCAGACUUCCCCAAAUACGCUUACGUCAGCCGUACCAAAGUGACGCUGGUGAACCAUCACGGCGAUGUGAUCAAGGAGUUUGAGAACAAACGCGGCUCGCUGGGCGUGACUUCACGGCUGUUGGCUUUCAAGGAGGGUAACCAGAUCGUCAUCGAGGACAAUGGCUCCGAGAUCAAACGCUAUGACCUGGAGUCGGUAGCUUGA
Messenger RNA from Ogataea angusta, 1656 nucleotides. RefSeq lists its product as uncharacterized. Gene Ontology annotation, cellular component: plasma membrane. Gene Ontology annotation, biological process: proton export across plasma membrane; sodium ion export across plasma membrane; regulation of membrane potential. The coding region runs from base 1 to 1656 and encodes 551 amino acids. Gene Ontology annotation, molecular function: sodium:proton antiporter activity. The transcript has a single exon. The record is from RefSeq and is a predicted model, not a curated record. NCBI's taxonomy places the organism in Eukaryota, Fungi, Ascomycota, Pichiomycetes, Pichiales, Pichiaceae.